UUUCAAAAUGGCGGUAAAUUUUGAAGCUCUUUGUAGUCGAAGACAUACAAACCGUAUUUAUGUGAAAAUGUGAGCCUUUUCAUUUAGCUUUUGAAAUGUCAGUGAUAAAUAUUCGUGGUGUGGAAAUUACUUUUCCGUUUAAGCCUUACGAUUGUCAAAUAAAGUACAUGGAAAAGGUCAUUCAGUGUUUGGAAGAGGGUAAGAAUGGCAUUCUCGAAUCUCCAACUGGUACUGGUAAAACACUGUGCUUGCUCUGUGCAACAUUGGCUUGGCGUGACACAUACAAAGCACAUUUGCAACUGAAUACCAAAGUACAACAGAAAAAAGCAAAUGGCAGGUUUUAUGAAAACUUAAAGGAAAACUUAGGUCAAGCCGCUAUUGGUUGGUCAGAUGAUGAUGAUGGAAACCCAGACUACGAAGUGCCAAAAAUCAUAUAUACCUCAAGAACACAUUCUCAGCUUACACAGGCGGUUAAAGAACUCAAAAACACCAUUUAUAAACCUAAAGUUUGUGUCUUGGGAUCUAGAGAACAACUUUGCAUUCAUCCACAAGUUGUACAACAAGAAACCCAUUCUGCUAAGAUGCAGUUGUGUCGUGCUAAAGUUGAAAGCAAGAAAUGUCACUACUAUAAUAAUUUAGAAAAAGAGGAAAGCGAUAGCAAACAAUAUCUUUCAGAUAUAUUGGACAUUGAAGAUUUAGUUAGUCUAGGCAAAAAACAAAGUUGCUGUCCGUAUUAUUUAUCUCGUCAACAGAAGAAAUCUGCUGAUAUAAUAUUUAUGCCAUAUAAUUACUUAAUUGAUAGCAAGGCUAGAAACAUGAACGGUAUCGAAAUAUCCAAGAGCAUUAUUUUAUUUGACGAAGCUCACAAUAUAGAACAAUCAUGUGAGGAAGCGAUGUCUUUCGAUCUAACGUCUUAUGAUAUAGCGAGUUGUAUUGAAGAUCUAGAUAGAUGUCUUGACAUCUUGACUCAGAUGGAAGAGGACGGAACCCUUGCAUUAGUUGACGACGUCGGAAAUUCAAACGAUGUUGGAUUGGAUAAAAAGGAGAUUGCCUUUAUGAAAGGUCUGUUGUUAAUGCUAGAGGAAGAACUCAGUGGAAUAAUUUCCAAGACUGCCGAAGGCAUCACAAAACCUGGCAGUUACAUGUUUGAACUGUUGGAAAAAGUGAAGAUAACUCGUGGCACUCAAAGUCAAGUUGUUGAUCAGAUCGAGAAAAUUUGCACAUUUCUUGUGGCAAAUGGAAAUAACGGUAUGAAGCCAAAACAACUUUUACUCGACAAGUUUUCCAACGCUCUAAAAAUUAUCUUCCAAGGAAGUUCUCCAAGUGACUCGGGUAAAUCCUCCGGUCAUUAUAAGGUUCAUAUUCAAUCUCGAGAGAUUUUAAAUUACCGAAGAAAUCAAAUUGAUGUAUGGUCAACUAGUAAGACAUCCGUUAAAGAUUUGGUGAAACACGAACUAAGAUCGAUGAUUUUAACCAGCGGGACAUUGACACCUUUAAAAUCAUUCAAAGCCGAGCUACAAAUACCAAAGAUGGUGGUCAAGACUGAACAACGUAAACCUAUAUUCGUCGAACCUCAGAACAAAUGUUGGACUAUGGAUGGCUUUUAUGAAAAAGUGAAAAGCACCGAGUUUAAAGGAGCGAUGUUUUUGGCUGUAUGCAGAGGAAAGGUCAGCGAAGGUGUCAAUUUCAGUGACAUCAACGGUCGUGCGGUUGUCAUAACUGGUCUACCAUACCCCCCUGCUUACGAUGCCCGAGUAAAAUUAAAGCAGCAAUUUCUGGAUGAAGUUAAAAACAAAAAAUCAUUUGUGGGUCUGACGGGCAGACAGUGGUAUCAACAGCAGGCGUCACGGGCUGUCAAUCAGGCUGUGGGUCGUGUGUUACGUCAUAAGGAAGAUUUUGGCGCCAUUAUCUUUUGCGAUGAAAGAUUCGCGUUUCCCAUGCACACGGCUGAACUUCCCAAAUGGAUGAAGCCGUAUAUUCGUGGAUUUGAAAACUUCGGAUCAAUUCUUAAAGAGCUGCUGGCAUUUUUCAGACGAGCCGUUGAACUGUGCGAUGAGUCCUCUAUGAAAGUGAAGAAACAGACCAAUGACGUCACUGUAAAUGACGUCGAGACUUUAUCUCAUGUCAAUCCAGCUUCAUUACAAAAGAAAUAUCGUCCCGUUGUUGUCAGCCAUCAUUCAGCAGGAGUUCUUCCGAGAAACAUUCCUCCAGCUCGAUUUCACAAAAAUCGUGCGAAAAUUCAUCUUGACGAAUUACCUGAAACUCCCGUUAAGAUUCAAUAUGAAAUUACAUCGUCAAAUGAUGGGAAGGAAAACACUUCAAAGAAAACGACUUCAAACACUAGCGAGAUGUCGAAUGGAUUUUUUGACUCCUUACAAAAAUACGAGGCGAAGAAAGCAACCGUAGCUGUGAGAAAAACGCUUCCCUCGAGCUCAAAUGUAGAGCUGUAUGCUUCCUCUUCGGAUGUAAAAAAACCGACUGUGAUGAAAAAGAAAUUAAAGUCGUAG
Xenia sp. Carnegie-2017 is the source of this 2507-nucleotide messenger RNA. Its product is annotated as regulator of telomere elongation helicase 1-like. Gene Ontology annotation, molecular function: DNA helicase activity; hydrolase activity, acting on acid anhydrides, in phosphorus-containing anhydrides; DNA polymerase binding. Gene Ontology annotation, biological process: negative regulation of t-circle formation; regulation of double-strand break repair via homologous recombination; negative regulation of DNA recombination. The coding region runs from base 96 to 2507 and encodes 803 amino acids. Gene Ontology annotation, cellular component: nucleus. The transcript has 27 exons. Lineage: Eukaryota; Metazoa; Cnidaria; Anthozoa; Malacalcyonacea; Xeniidae. The record is from RefSeq and is a predicted model, not a curated record.